This is a messenger RNA of Fusarium falciforme, 3048 nucleotides long. Its product is annotated as Protein kinase domain-containing protein. Gene Ontology annotation, cellular component: cytoplasm. The coding region runs from base 1 to 3048 and encodes 1015 amino acids. The record is from RefSeq and is a predicted model, not a curated record. The transcript has 3 exons. Gene Ontology annotation, molecular function: ATP binding; protein kinase activity. Gene Ontology annotation, biological process: protein phosphorylation; signal transduction. NCBI's taxonomy places the organism in Eukaryota, Fungi, Ascomycota, Sordariomycetes, Hypocreales, Nectriaceae.
AUGGCACAGGCGGGCGUUGUAGCGUCUGAGCCGCCGCCGCCGCCCCAUUCCCAGCCAUCUGCGCUGUCCGGGACUCAUAACUUUUUUCGCAAACUCUUUGGUCGGCAGAGUAGCAACAAGGCUCCCUCGCCGCCGACAGAGCGGCCUGCCGGCCCCGCGCCUGAGAACGACUCGGCCGACUCGGACAAGGGCGGCCUGAUUCGCCGAAUGUCCCGGAGGGUCGUGCCGGGUCUUCCCCGUGCCCAGACGUUCAAGCGCCAAGUAUCGGAACGGAGGACCAACUUGUCCCCCAUCGAGCCAACGCCAGAUGAGAGGAGAGCUGUAUCCAUGGACCGCCGGUCUCAUGGACCCCGAACAUCAUCAACCUCACAGCCAGCGACCAAUCCCCGGGUCAGCGCCCCAAGCUUCCUUGGCUCCCCGCAAGACGAGAUACCUCGUUUUGUACCUUCCUUACCAUCCAGUCCUGUUGCAGAUGCGCCAAUCCAGGAACCGGUUGAAUCAGUUGUGCACAGGGAUGACGAGGCUACACUGGCCGAUGAGUGUGCCAUCCAAGACAAUCUCUCAACGGCUGACACUCAUUCAAUAACGGCAUCCCAGUAUGAAGCUCUGAUUCGCGAGGAGCUCGAGAAGACCUGGAUAUUAAAUCUCAGCAUGCACUUCCGGGAUCGUUCGAGAAGGGAAAAGUUCUUCGUCACAUAUCGGGAGCAGGAACACACUUGGCGGCGCGUAACCAUCUCCCUCGAUUACCGAGAUGCUCCUCCGAACUCACUGGAGAUGGACCUCAUUCACACUCACUACCAACGAGACAAGAGCGCCAAGAUUUACGAGGCUAUCCGGGAGAGCCUACGAGACAUUCAAUUCUACGACACUGUGACCAAUCUGAAACUUCAGACGACUGAUGGGAGACUUCAUGUCCAUGUGGUUGAGGACGGCAAUGAAAUUAUCCAAUACCCGACUGUUGCUCAGAUCAAGCACCUUGGUUGCAGGCGUAUUCGGGAAAAGGAUAUCGUCUUUGACUCGCACAUGUCGGGCUUCGUUUAUAAAGUCAAUGUUAAUGGUCAUACCUUGAUCAAGAAGGAAAUCCCGAGCCCUGACACGAUAGAUGAGUUCUUGUAUGAAGUCAACGCUCUCAACCGCCUCCGCCAUUCACGCAACGUCAUCCAUUUCUAUGGUGUCGUAGUGGACGAUCACGAUGAGCACGUAAAGGGACUUCUCAUCAACUACGCCGACCAGGGAGCUCUCAUUGACAUCAUUUACGAGCACUGCAAAGACGGCGAUUACGACCUUCCGUGGUCAACACGUGAGAGGUGGGCUCGGCAAAUUGUUGAAGGGUUGUCCGACAUCCACGAGUCAGGCUUUGUACAAGGCGACUUCACGCUGUCCAACAUUGUCAUCGACGAGUACGGCGAUGCGAAGAUCAUUGACAUCAACAGGAGAGGGUGCCCAGUCGGAUGGGAACCCCCGGAAGCCACGCCGCUCAUCGAGAGCAACCAGCGGAUUACUAUGUACAUUGGCGUCAAGUCGGAUCUCUACCAGCUGGGCAUGGUGUUGUGGGCUCUGGCAACGCAGGAGGAUGAACCAGAAGCCCAAGGGCGACCGUUGAUACUUGGUCCCGAGGUGAACAUCCCAGAUUGGUACAGGCAAAUGGCAGAGAUUUGCUUGAGCGAUGAUCCGAAAAUGCGGCUCCAGGCGUCUGCUCUUUUGCACAUGUUCCCACGACCAGGGGAUGGUAAAGAAUGCGGACAGUUGAACCCCCCGCAAUCGACAAUUGACGAAGGUUACACAUUGCAGCAGUAUCUCGUUGACGGGUACCACCCAGACAGCCUUCCGCAGAUUAAGACGGUUGAGCCACCCAGCGACUGGUCCUACGUGAGCCGGCCAUACACAGACGCAAGCCCCAUUGGAUACGAGCCGUACUACUACACACGUGGACGAUCACCCCCAAGCCCCCUGCCGAGCAACUAUGACGGAUGCGACUCCCCGCGAGGUUUGUACAACAUUGCUGCUUGGGCAGCAAAUCGGGACAUACCUUCAUCGUACAGCGACGUGGGACCUGACGGCAUGCCCCUCGACGAGACGCCUGUUGCCGAUAAGACAGGAUUUAUGGAAUCCGAUGGGGCCACAGCACCGUUUUCGACCAUGGAGAAGAGAGAAACGCCGGCAACGUCGACGUCGACCCCAAGCCCAGACAGGGGCGUGGAUCUCCUGGAUACCCCUGAGGGUAGGAUUGCUGCGAGCAUUAUCCAGGCCCAGAUGGGAUCGAGGGAAGAAUCAUGCCAAAAAGGUGGCAUGGGACAGCAAGUUUCUCCCCGAGACGCGAAUGCUGGCUCGAAAGAGUCAUCGCCACCAGGAAACACUAUCUCGGACAGCACCCAUACGGAAGUCGGCAACAGAAAUGAAGCGCCAGUCGGAGGUGGUGCGAUUGGAGGAAAAGGAAACAAUUCCUCGGCCGUGAACCCGCUUGAAGGAACAACACAAGAAGUGGGAGGCGAAGGAGCCAAGGAAGCAAAGAAGUUGGAGAAGGAAACUCGCAAGAGUUCCGAAGGAAUGGUUAAAACUGACAGUAGACCGAAAGAGGUCCAAUUCGCCAAUGAAGGACAAAAAACAGAGUUUCCUGAGAUGCUGCCUGAGAAUGGCAAGAACAUUUCGGAGAAACUGCCAGCAGAGCCAGAGACGGAUCGUUGUGGCGAGAAGAAAGAGUUGGAUGUGAAGGGCGUAGGCGAGGAGAGAGAGCCCAAGAUGGUCGGCAUUGAUAUCAAGACUGUCGAUGCUCCCAUGGAGAAGGAACUGAAUGCCAGGGACAAGUUGGUCGAGGGGAAGACAAUCGACCCUGACGCUGAGACUGCGGACUCCCCUAAGAAAGAGCUGGAUACCAAAAGUGUGGACAAGUUAACGGCAAAAGCAACACCCGGAGGCGACAUCAAGACGACGGAUACAUUGGCAGGGAUUGGGGCGGCGCACCUGACGACUGACGACAAGGACACGAUGCGGCAGAAGCAAACGAUUGACGACAAACUUAAAGCGGCGAAGCCUCGGAUUGGAGCAUGA